This is a messenger RNA of Manihot esculenta (cassava), 1767 nucleotides long. RefSeq lists its product as uncharacterized. NCBI's taxonomy places the organism in Eukaryota, Viridiplantae, Streptophyta, Magnoliopsida, Malpighiales, Euphorbiaceae. Gene Ontology annotation, molecular function: structural constituent of ribosome. Bases 100 to 1542 code for a protein of 480 amino acids. Gene Ontology annotation, cellular component: ribosome. The transcript is spliced from 5 exons. The record is from RefSeq and is a predicted model, not a curated record. Gene Ontology annotation, biological process: translation.
CCACCACCAGGGUCGCUGGCACCCUUCUUCACUCUCAAACCCUAGUCCAUUUUCUUUUAUUCUUUCUCACCAAAAUUUUUUUCACCUUCUUCACCUUUCAUGGCUCUCUCCGUCGCCAGACCCAGACACAGAUCCCUCACUAACCCUUUUCUCAUCCACUUAUUUUCUACUUCUUCGUCGUCGUCCUCUUCAACCCCACCCACCGACCAAUUUGCUGAUCAAGAUGCCACCAAUUCUCAUUCGCUGCACUCGCAACCACCGCCACCGCCACAGCAACAGCAACAGCAACAGCAACCCUCGUUUUCUUCCUACUUCACUGAUGUCAAAGCCAGCCUCAAGCAACAGCCGCAAAACCCACAAUCCCAAGACCAAAUAAACAGACCAAAUUUGCCUCCUCUAAGAGGACACUCGAAUGUCAAUCCUUCUUUCUCAAGACCCCAAGGUAAAAUUGUUUCUUUAGAAGAAAUAAGAAAGAAUCUCGCCGAGUUCCGUCGUAGAUCCUCUGUUCCGCCUCCAACUGAACCCAAAACUUCAGGACCUGAGCAACAGCAACCGCAGCAGCUACUCUCGUUCCAAGAACUCUACAAGAGAAACAUGAUGAGGAAGUCAGAGGAUGCUCAUGGCAGUACUGAAUUUAGCCCCAUUAAUAACCAAAAGCCUAUUUCUGGGGAUCUGUCAUUUGAAGUAAUUAGAGAGAGUUUGCGACUGAUGAAGUCAAAAGCACCCACAAAUACGGGUAAAAGGAGUGAAGACGCAAUGUCGUUUUCCGCUUUAAAGGACAGAUUGAAACUAAAACCCAUGGAUAAAAAUGAAUCGACGAACUCCACUGUGAUUGGUGGGAGCCAGGGACUGCCACUGGGAGAUUUUGAAAAGGAGGAUGCCAGUGUUAAAGAAGGAAUGAGUACAGAAUUUGUGAAAAUGUAUAGCUAUGGAGAGUUGGGGCAGAAGUUGAGGAUCCUGCGGCCAGAGGUGAAGGAGGGGGAGAAGGGAUGGUUUUCGUUGGAGGAGUUGAAUGAGAGGUUGAGGAAGUUGAGGGAAAUGGAGGAGAAGGAGGCUGAAUCAAGGAUUGGUGGUAAAAUUAUGAAGGAUGUGAAACAGAGCUUGGUGAGACUUAAGCAGUUAGACGAGGAGAAGACCAGGAAAAUUUCAAUCCAAAGGCUAAAUCUCUUGGGUCAGUGGGGUACCACUCCAAAGUAUAUGUUGCAUCCUCCAAAGGAAGACUUAGUUGAAAAGUAUUUCCAUCCAGAUAAUAUGUCUUCUGCAGAGAAAUUGAAAAUCGAGCUUGCCAAGGUUAGAGAAGAAUUUAAAAUGUCUGAGUCAGACUGUGGAUCCUCGCGUGUUCAAGUGGCACUACUGACGACUAAGAUCAAGCACCUAUCAUCAGUUCUUCACAAAAAGGAUAAGCACUCUCGAAAGGGUCUUUUAGCAAUGGUACAAAGGAGAAAGAAGUUGUUGAAGUAUCUACGAAGAACAGACUGGGAUUCUUACUGCUUAGUUCUGUCUAAACUUGGUCUCCGAGACAAUCCAGAUUUCAAGCAUUAGAAAUAGACUAGUCACUGUUGUUUUUGUUUUUGAAUCCAGGUGGUUAAUUUUUUUUUUUUUUUAAUGUAAUUCUUGCAUGAUUGGAUAAAGCUCUGCUUGUUUUCGUUUUCUAAGAGCUUAUUCAUUAAACUAUGGAAUAUUUUGAGGCUAAUACUUGAGAAAAGAAGAAAUUAUCAUACCUUCAGUGCAAUAAAAGAAAAGAGUCUCAGCUAUAUUUGUGUGUUA